Messenger RNA from Harmonia axyridis, 717 nucleotides. RefSeq lists its product as uncharacterized. The transcript is spliced from 2 exons. The record is from RefSeq and is a predicted model, not a curated record. Bases 8 to 634 code for a protein of 208 amino acids. NCBI's taxonomy places the organism in Eukaryota, Metazoa, Arthropoda, Insecta, Coleoptera, Coccinellidae.
UAAAUCUAUGACAAGCAUUGAUUCUGAAAAUAGGACUCACACCCAAAAAAGGCAAGUCAGAAGAUCUAAUCGCAUGGAUGACUACUUGAUGUUUGACUCUUCCUGUUCCUCAACGAAACAAAAUGAAGAAGAUCAACCAUUUAAAUCUGAGUAUUUCGAAACAUUGGACAUACUAGUUGCUGAAUUACAGAGAAGGUUUUCAGACAACGAUGAUCUGUUAAAUUCUGUAGCGAGUCUCGAUGAGUUGGAUGUGAACAAAAUGGAACCUUUGAAAAAUUUAGGUAUAACAAUUCCAUCAAAUGAAGAGGCUACAGUGGUUAAAGCUUAUUUGAGUCGUCGUGAGGAUAAAACAGAAGACAUAGUGCAAGUUUUGUACAGACAGCGAGAGGCUUUCAAAGAUACAUAUGAACUCUUUGCAUCUGUGGCGACCAUAGGAUGUAGCACUGCUGUUUGUGAAUCUACUUUUUCAACCUUAACUGCAAUCAAUAGACCUCAGAGGCUGUCAAUGAGUCACGAAAGAAUGGCAGGCAUGGUAUUUCUGGCCUUUGAAAAGAGAAGGACUCAGUCUGUUGAUCUGAAUGAAGUCCUUCGCAUAUUUAAUAAUAUGACAAAUCGAAGGAUUCAGCUGUUUUGAGGAAGUUUUUUAUCAUCAUUAUAUUAAUCACAACAUGUUGAAAGAAAUAAUAUAAACUGAAGAAAUAAAUAUUUUUAUAUAUA